AGGAUAUUCCAUUUGUGGAGCAUUCUUUCCUUCCACCAAUGAUAAGUGAAAUCCCGGAGGAAUAUUCCGUUCAGCGUUCAAUGGAUGAACUUCCUGUGUCAGUAUCUGCAGUUCCACCGGCAGCGAACGGUAGCAAUAGUUGGGAUCAGAGUGCAGCGCAUUAUCGCUUGCAUCCCGGGUUUUCGUAUCUCCCGAGAACGAUUAAUGCGCAAAUGGAGUCGGUAGUUUCUCGUGUUCGAAUUGCACAAGCAGCUGCUCAGGUUGGCGUUGAUCCGACUGCUGCGACACAGAUGCUGGGAAAUGUUGGCGGAAAUCGUCACCCUAUUGCGGUCGAAUAUUAUGGAGAUAACACUCGAAAUCCCGUUCCUUUAGUUGAGGGACCCGUUGCUGUUCCAACAAUGGCUGCGGAAUGGAUGCCACAGCAAGCAGCACUUCAAACUAAUGUCGAAACUGUACCAGCAGCCAAUUAUCAUCAGCAAUUGGAAAGAUUGGCAAACGGUGAGAUCCCGUUCCGUGCAUGGGAAGCAGCAGUUCUCCAUAUCUUUGAUCGUAUGGGACCACAGAUGAAUCCGACUCGUCUACCACCUAAAGGAAUGACAAAAAACGAAAUUGACCAGCUAAAAUCAUUUCGUAUCACUGACCCGGCACUCCUAAUGGAAAAAGUAUGCGUAAUUUGUCAGUGUGAUUUUGAGAAACGCGACCUAGUCCGCAUGCUACCGUGCGCACAUCAUUUUCAUCUGAAAUGCAUUGAUAAAUGGCUGAAGGGCAAUCGUACAUGUCCAAUUUGUCGCCAGAAUGCUGCACCGGACGAAGACGAUACUUUAGAAGGGGCAUCUGCUAGAAGUGGCAGAGCGGCUACAAUAAUGACGGGGACAUCUGGAACAUCCGGUGGAGCAGGAGCUGAAAAUAUUGUACUGGAUGAAAAUGGUGAUUAUGAAAAUCCACGUGCAGCAGUGCAAGUUAUUACACAAAUGGGAACAACACCAGAGCCAUCGGAUCCAUCGUUUCAUGAUUCGCGUUUCUAA
Messenger RNA from Acanthocheilonema viteae, 1025 nucleotides. The record is from the annotation of a GenBank genome assembly. Lineage: Eukaryota; Metazoa; Nematoda; Chromadorea; Rhabditida; Onchocercidae.